AUGUCAUCACCACCAAAGAAGUUAACAACGACACAAGUAGUGCAACAUGUUGAAUCAGAUAACACACCACCAACCGUUGUACAAUCCGCCAAGUCAAUGUUCAACAUUGGUAGCAAGGCAUCAACAUCAUCAACACAAAACAUCGACCAAGACAACAACAGCAGCAGUACAAGUACAAGUAGUAGUGGCAACGAUAGUAAUAAUAGACCAGGAUCACCAAGUGUUAAACUUCUUGGAAAGGCAUUCGAUACAACGAUCGAUAAGCAUCUCCAUCAACAGUUCAUCUUGACCAAGAACUCGUCGUCUCAAUCACCGACCAAGCCAAACUUUGUAAUCAAUCGUAACAGGAACACUUCAACCACAGUCUCUGUCGUUGGUAAGCCCCAGCUCUCGACAUCCCCCAGCAGCAGCAAUUCAUGUGGAGAAGCACAGACAUCCAACAAAGAUGAGACCAAAGUGGAGUCUUCCCAAUCCCCAACUGUAGCUCAACCCCAGCCUCAGCCCCAGCCCCAGCCCCAGCCCCAGCCCCAGACUCAACCUCAAACACAGACUUCAUUACCAACUCCUACAUCUCUGCCACUGGGACUUGGACAACAAGUUGGUUCACCAGAGAAGAAACAGCAGGUAUCGAUUCAUGAUCAAGUUCGUUUCGUACCUUAUGUUGAGGAGCAGGAACAACAGCAACCUGUACAAUCUGAGGUGGAAACAACAACGACAACAAAGACGACAGAGCCAGAGCCAAUUCAAUCUACUACACCACCAUCUACCAGCUCUGGAAGCAUACACAACAUACCCACUGCUAUCAAGAAGCGCUCAUGGAUGCAGUCGUCCCCACCAACGACUCCACCACAUUCUCCAUCAUCAUCUCCUCCUCCAAGUAGACUCAGUGGACAAUUCCGUCAUACACAUGUCGCUACCACACCCAUUGCCACUGCCACAACGACAACGACAACUCCAUCAUCGACGAUGACAGAUCAUCUGACAAGGGUCAACCCGGUUACCACUCCACUGUCACUGCCAACUCAAUCAUCUCCCUUGGCAAAGUACGACUCGUUAUCAUCAUUGUCAUCGACCCCUUCGACUCCUUCGACACCUCUGUCACCCACGCAACAAGCAACAUCUCCGCGAGCUGACGACUCCCCUCGUCGCAACUACCAAUCACACCGCGUUGCAGGCGAUUGGAAGAAGGACAUGUUUACCAAAGGUGUCACCAGCAACCUUGUAUCCAAGGAAAGACGAGCCUUGAUUGGAUCACGUGACUCAUCUCCAUCAUCCCCAUCAUCAAGUUCAGUGCCCAGCCUCGAUAUGUCUACCUCACCACCAACAUCAUCUAUGUUGUCGAGUGCCGUUCAAAUGCGCGAUGACCAUUCAACAACAUCGACAACAUCAUCGACAGGUUCAGGUGCAGGAUCAGGAUCAGGUGUGUUGGACGACCCGGAUAUCAACGGACUGGUCAGCAAGUUCCAGAAGAGGAAUGGUGGAGGCAGUAAGCUGAAACUGUCCACGCAAGACGUAGAGUGGAUCACAACAAAGUUCUACGAGGACAGCAACAAGGAAGCUUCCAUCACUAUCAGCCCAACACGUGCGACACAACAAUCAGAUGUUGCUGUUGUUGGAGGUGGUGCCAAUGUUAACUCAUCUGCAGUUGGUGGCGGCGACAAGAGCAAGCAACUUCAACAACAACCACAGCAGCAACAACACCAACAACAGCAAGGACAGCAAUUGACCACAAGUGUUGGUACACACCUCUGCAACAGUCCAUUGAAGACUAGCUCAAUCAAGAAGUAUAGGGCACAAGGCAACUCGAACAACAGCAACAGCAAGGGCAACUCAAUAGGUUCGUCCAAGCCCUCAACGGCCGAUUCGAGCGAUGACGAAGAUGAGGUGUGCAACCCCAACAACUACCCAAGCUACAGGUAUCUGGAGGAGGUGGGCAAGCGACGACACAUCCCCGCCGAGUGCAGUCGCCGACCAGGCCUCAAGUCGCCGCUGUUCCUCAGCAUCCCCUCGUUGGCGCAGCCGACACAAUUCCACACGCACUCUCCCGAGAAGCUCGGCUCCAACAUCUCCACAUCGGUCGAGGAGAACAGUCAUCAAGAUCAAUCAUUGCUCUUCAACAAUCAGAUCCUCAACAGGGUGGCUCACGACAAGGACCUCACGCUGCUGUUCUUCCCCGUGCUCAAGAGCUCGACGAGGAUCGUGGCGCAGCCAAGCGGGCUCUCGAGUCAGCCCAGCAACAAGAGCAACGGUGUUGCUGUGCCCAACAAUGGCACCAACAACAAGGCCAUCAACACUUCGGCCACCAAGCCCAUUUCAUCAUCGGCCAAGUCAGACUCUGGUGAGAGCUCAGCAUCAUCGCAUCACUCUUUCAUGUCCAUGUCAUUGUCCCCGGGAACACCCUCUCCACCCCAGUCAUUCUCGCCUCUCUCAGAGUCAAUCAACUUUGUAACGGCAUCAGUGUCACGAGCGAAUGAGCAGCGUAGGUCUUACUGGCCACAUCGAUCAACGACGAGCAGCAACGACAGCAAGUCACCUUCGCCCAGCUCGCCAUCGGCCACGCCACCAGGCCUUGCUGACUCACCACCUUCAAUGUCACUGGAUAAUCAUCAUCACUCCCCAUCAUCGGCGCAAGCAUCGCCACAGACACCCUCACCAGUGUCCAGCGCUGGUGCGAACGAUCAGCCCAAGCCAAUAUCUCCACCGGCGGCCGUCACCCCGCCGCACCCCUUCGAGGAGGAGUUCAAGGGAAGAACCGACAUCUACUUUACGACGCACGAGGCGUCGCACAAGAAGUUCGCCAAGAUCAAGUGUGGCUCAUUGGACGCGCUGGUCGAGAUCCUGACCUACCACAACGUACAGGUGCCCAACUUUGUCGAGACAUUCCUGCUCACUCACAAGACAUUCACAACAUCAGAGAUACUGCUGCAAAAGUUGAUCGACAAGUACAAUGAGGAGCCAGUGCACGACGAGGAGGACGAGAACAACAUGAGCAGUGAGCAGAUGGAGAAGCUGUCGCAGAUGUCACGUUCCAUCAAGCUGAGGGUGUGCAGCAUCCUAAAGAUCUGGAUCGAUAAGCACUUCUAUGACUUUGAGCGCAAUCCAGAAUUGUUCCAACAGUUUCAAGAGUUCAUCGAAGGCACACUCUGCGAGGAUGGCAUGGAGAAGAUAUCACAAAACAUUCAAAAGACCAUAAAGUCAAAGCAGAGCAAUGACAACAUGGACAAGAGCAUAAAGACAAACAAACAACCUAUACCAAUUGUACCAACACUCAAACAAGAUCAAAUGAUCACACUAUUCAGUAUGGAUGAUCUGGAGAUUGCCAGACAACUGACAUUGAUUGAACAUGAAGCAUACUCAUUGAUCAAGCCGAAUGAAUGUAUUAAUUUAGCAUUCAGUAAGGCUGGCAAAGAGGAGAAUGCUCCAAACAUCACAAACAUUAUCAAGCGAUCCAAUACGAUUCCCUUGUGGGUGGCCACCGAGGUGGUCCAAGAGGAGAGGAUCGCCCGCCGCGCCAACAUCAUCAAGAAGUUCAUCAACGUGGCCGAGCACUGCAAGAACAUGAACAACUUCAACGGCGUCAUGGAGAUCCUGUCCGGCCUGAACCUGACGCCCGUGCAUCGCCUGAAGCGCACAUGGGAGACGAUCCCCAGGAAGUACCUGGCCAUGUUCCGCCACCUCAACUCAUUGAUGGCCUCCAAGCACAACUACAAGGUGUACCGAGACAUCCUGCAUACAAAGAGUCCGCCCAUCCUGCCAUUCCUCGGUGUCUACCUCACUGACCUUACCUUUUUGGAGGAGGGCUCGCCCGAGACCCUGGAGGGUGGCCUGAUCAACAUGGUCAAGCGAUACCAACUGUCGGCCAUCAUACAAGAGAUACAACAAUUCCAACAGAUGUCCUAUCCCUUUGUUGUUGUGCCCAUCAUUCGAGAAUUCCUUCUCCAGUCCAAUGGUCUACAAUGGAGUGGUCUAUUGAAACAUUCAAGGAUAUUGGAGCCCUAA
Messenger RNA from Acytostelium subglobosum LB1, 3999 nucleotides. RefSeq lists its product as hypothetical. The record is from RefSeq and is a predicted model, not a curated record. Gene Ontology annotation, cellular component: plasma membrane. Gene Ontology annotation, molecular function: guanyl-nucleotide exchange factor activity. The transcript is spliced from 4 exons. Gene Ontology annotation, biological process: Ras protein signal transduction; positive regulation of GTPase activity. NCBI's taxonomy places the organism in Eukaryota, Evosea, Eumycetozoa, Acytosteliales, Acytosteliaceae. Bases 1 to 3999 code for a protein of 1332 amino acids.